Molecule: messenger RNA, 2552 nt
Organism: Carassius gibelio (silver crucian carp)
Lineage: Eukaryota; Metazoa; Chordata; Actinopteri; Cypriniformes; Cyprinidae
Product: folliculin
Exons: 10
Coding region: 253-1584 (443 amino acids)
Biological process (GO): positive regulation of GTPase activity; negative regulation of transcription by RNA polymerase II; positive regulation of TORC1 signaling
Cellular component (GO): cytosol
Source: RefSeq, a predicted model, not a curated record
CAUUUAGACCGGAUUCAUGAUGUCUAUGGGAUUUAUAAACCGAUAUAUUUCGAUCGAAUCAUCGAAAGGAUUCGACUCUUAAGAAGAUUCGUUCAUACAUCAGUGGUGGCUAAAAGGCAUUCAGCGGAUUACGGACCACCUAAACAAAUUAAAUAGCAAAUAUUUACAUAGUGCGUACACCAAAAGAAAAACAUAUUAAUGGAUUAUUUCGACUGUAUCGAUGGCUUUUCGGCGUGAAAGACAAGAUCAGCUAUGAACGCUUUACUUGCCAUUUGCCACUUCUGUGAACUCGAUGGCCCAUGGACACUGUUCUGUACAGAGGCCGUCCACCCUCUGUCCCCAUCUCCUCCACAGCCUGGUCCAGCAUUUCCUGGGGAAAGGGACCGAGAGGCGGACAGAGAGGGCGAAGGGCUCACCAUGAGAGCCAACAGUUCUGCCACACAGAGAGCUGACAUGUAUGAAGUAAGGUGUCGCUCUUUACCUGCAUCUCAUCCACUGAUCUAUAUAUAUGACUAUAUUGUGGAUCAGUGGUCUCACCCAGGCUUUGUGAGUGUGGACAGUGAGAGGGGAAUCCGCCUCAGCUGUCAGUUUUGUCCUGGUCGAGAGGGGCCCAUCUUUUUUGGAGAUCAACAGCACUGUCAUGGUAGCCAUGGACAGGAUCUACCUCAUCAACUCCUGGCCAUUCCUGCUGCUAACCAUUCAGAGUCUACAGAACACAGCACUCAAGUGUCCCCUAUGUGUCCUCAGAGGACUUUGCUUAUGAACAGCACCUUCUCUCCAGCAGUGUUCCCUCACCAGCGAAGCGGCAAUGCAGCCCGCUCUCUCACAUCCCUAACCCAGCACCCCAAGGCUAGUCUGCACUCCUCAUUCAGCUGCAACAUAACGUAUGAUUCUCUCAUAGAGCAAGAGGAAGACAUGAGUGGUUGGGAUGGUGCUGAAGGGGGUGGGUCUAACCCACAGCCCAGCCAAUCAGAGAGUGUGCAGCCCAAAGAUUUUCAAUUUGAUGAUGGAAGACAAGACCUUCUUGGGCCACAGUUCAAAUCACUGAGACAUUUAAGACAAAUGGUAUUGCAUGUUCUCAUGGGAAAUCAAGUCAUAUGGAGAGGUGCAGACCCUGGUCUUAUCCAAUCAGCUUUCAAUGUGCUGAAGAUCUCCAUGCUGGUGGAUGUACUUAAUGUUGAGCGCGGUUGUGUAAAUCCUGUUUCGGAUGACGACAUUCUCUCACUUUAUCAGUUCAACAUUAGCAGUGGAAACACACAGCCAACAGAGAAAGGUCCAACUCUGUUGAAUAAGAUUGAAGUGGCUCUUUCUAAUGAGAAUCUGUCAGUGGAGGCGGUCUCUCUCUGCUUGCUCUGUCUGAAAGAAGAGUGGAUGAACAAAGUAAAAGUGUUGUUUAAGUUCUCCAUGGUGGAUGGCAGAGGUAAAGAGGACACUCAGAAGGUUUUAGCCCUGCUGGGAGCCACAGGGCCCAGGGAAGAGGACAAUGUGUGUCUUCCUAAGUCAUGGAUGACAGGACUCAUCAAGCUCUACAAGAGCCAUCUAAUAACAGCAAUUAGAGGCGGAGAGAGAACUCUGAGCCAGUGAGAGAGAGUGAGAAAAAAGGGACAAUGGACUCAUUGCCAGAGUUAGAUGAAAGGAAUGUGUGAGUGAGUGCGUGUGUGUGUUAAUUACGGGAAAAGGGACAUUGUCUGAGAAUAGCUUUUUCUCCAUGACAAAGAGAGAAAGUAAAAGCUAUCAUUGUAAUUGGAGUAGGGAUAUUCCGGUAUCAAAUUUUACUGUUGCGAUUAAUUGCUUUUUUUUUUUUUCACGGUAUACGAAAUUAUCACAGGAUUUAUAUUUAGGUCAUAAUACAGUAUAACAGGUUAAUUAACUUUUUUCUUAUAACAAAAAUAACUGAGCAUUUAAAUACAAUAAAUCAAAACAGAAAAAUAUAUAAACUUAAAAGAACUAUAAAGACCCAUAUCACUUUACAAAAAGACCUAUUUAGUUAACUAUUAACAUUCACAAUGAGAAACAGCUACAUUUGCUGGAGAAGUUAUUAAUCAUGCAUACUUGUUUACAUCAGAGCGGCACACGCGUCUUUCAAGCAGCAUACAGCGGUGUUGUGCAUUUUGACCAGUUGAUGGGAAAAGUAUUCUUAAGAAGCAUCCCAAAUACUUAAUAAUUUGUCAUAUAUAAUUAUUCACGGUAUUUAGAAGUGCCCACUAUAACAAUAUCGUGCAUAUUCAUUACCAUGAUAUAUCGCAUUACCGAAUACCGACACGUGUCUAGAUUGGAGCCUCAAAAACGUUUACUUACACACAUGCAUUUAAAUGGAAUGUUGUUUUACCAUCAUGACUAGACAUGUCCAUUUUCUGCCUUUCACUAUGUGUCUAAUAGAGCACAUGGUCCAUUGAUUUCAAUGGAACAAGGCCAAGUAUCAGUUGAUAUUAUACUGUUUGAGACUUGCCUCUUAUAUGUCUAUUAAAAUACAUAAUCACAUUUUUCUUUCCAUCUGAAUUUGUCAUUUUAUUUAUCCUUAUUUUAAAUAAAUGACUUUUACUUUAAUUUCA